AUGUCCAAUCCACCUCAGUACGGACCUACCGCCCUCCCCCAAGGUGCAAACGACGGUGGCGACGGCUCCUCCCUCGACAAGGCAACCUGGGUAGCUGGCAGCGACAAGAACGCCAGGAGCUUCAUUAUACUCCAAGGCAAGGACUAUGUACGCUGCAACAUGGGAGAUGCUCUCCAGUUCUACGACUCGGGCUACCGCGUAUUCGACCCGCCUACUGGUCGCCGAGUCAAGUUCCAGUACACGCAACCUGGUCGUCCCAAGUUCGGCGCGUUUGAGCACCAGUAUUGGGAAAUCCAGAUGGAGGAGCAUGCUUCGCUGGUGAGGGGCGAUCGCUUGCCUGGAGAGGAUCUGGGUGAAGAUGCCGAAGAGGAAUAUGAGACCGCGGGCGAUGCUGUAUUCGAUCGCGUCGAGCAGCCACCUUCGACUCCUUCGAGAAGUACACGGGGCAGCCCUGCUAUGUCACCUCCUUCUGGCGGUCGCGGUCGCGGCAGUCCUUCAACUCCACGAGGCCCCAGCUCUGGCGGUCAACCAGGAUCUGGUCGUGGCUCAGCUGGUCGCGGCUCCAACACUCCUCGAGGUCGCGGCUCAGCUGGCUCCAGACGAGGUCAAGGAUCUCCACAGUCACCGACGUCACCCUCCUUCGGCAAGGGCAAGGGUCCAGCUGGCUCUCCUAGCGGCGGCUCUCCCGGUUCUGGAGCGGCUUGA
Molecule: messenger RNA, 705 nt
Organism: Alternaria novae-zelandiae
Lineage: Eukaryota; Fungi; Ascomycota; Dothideomycetes; Pleosporales; Pleosporaceae
Exons: 3
Coding region: 1-705 (234 amino acids)
Source: RefSeq, a predicted model, not a curated record